Molecule: messenger RNA, 1346 nt
Organism: Drosophila novamexicana
Lineage: Eukaryota; Metazoa; Arthropoda; Insecta; Diptera; Drosophilidae
Exons: 2
Coding region: 39-1181 (380 amino acids)
Source: RefSeq, a predicted model, not a curated record
UUGGUGUUUGAUUUGUGCGAAAUUAUUAACUAAUCAUUAUGGUGCAAACACGCGUUAUUGUGUAUUUAAACCAAACCUCUGAUGAAAUACAAACAGGUGCUGCCAUAAAAAAAGACACUUUCCAAUAUGGCGGCGAAGUGAGCGUAUCGGAUGAUAAAACUUUAAGACUCUUGUGCUGCCAAAACGCAUCCAAACCUCAUGUGCUUGUUGCGCAAAAGCUGCGCUUCGAUAUGCUCUGCUCGCAGAGAAAUGAGGAGCACAAGGAGCGUGAACUAAAAGCAUUGCUGCAUACUCUGUUAGUAGAUCAAAGAGAUUGCCUUCUCAUGCAUCUGGCUGCUGAGCGUGGCUAUCAUUUAAUGUUUCUCGUCGAUACGCUCAUCGUCCAGAUCAAUGUGAAGCUGCAGCAGGAAUCGUUGCAACUGGAAGGCUGCACUGUGCGCUACCGGCAUGUGGUCGAAGGCACAAGUUCAAGCAGUCUGGACACUCAGAGCAAUUUCAGCGAUAUGAAGCAUUUGAUGAACUGGCUGUUGAAUGAGUAUCGCAUGCGCACUGCUUUGGCUACAGGACAUGAGGCUCUGGAGGUGCAAUAUGUGCUGACACGUAAGGAGCAGGGCAGUCGCUUCAGCGUCAAAUUUCACAUCCUGCUUGUGGCCAUGGAGGAGAUGUGCUUGGGCACGCUGUGUGGCCUUCGCUGCUAUUUAAGCAACGAUCUUCUCACGGCUGCGCUCUCGGUCACGGAAUUGACUACCUAUAUGCGCCAAGCGGCUGAACAGAAUACCGGUAAAUCACUAUAUAUGCUGAUGAUGUGCCAUGUCCUGGUCACUGGCAGCCAGGUGAAUUGCAAAAAUGUGCAGCUGCUCGGCUUAGCGCAUUUGGCCUGCGAGCAACGUGACGCUAUUCAGGAGCGAGUGGAAACUCUUCACAUGUCGCCGACUGUUAUCAUGCCAAACACUGAGGCUCUGGUCAAAUUGAAAGAGCUUGAGCUCUGCCACCAGGAGAUGAAUGAACGUUUCCAAUCACUUCAUGACCAGCUCGUGGCGUAUGUGCAGCAUGAGCAGCAGUUGAAGCGCAGCCACUGCCAACUAUUAAAGGAACGUACCGACUUUGUUGCUACUCUGCUCGCGUCCGAGGCUAAACUUGUACAAUUAAGAAACCUAAUGGUGAACAUUACACACAAUUAGUAUUGUUUAUUUUUUCACCGUUAAAUUAUUUUGCAUGUAUUCUUAAGUUUAUGUAAACGCUCAUGUGUGCCCUUUGAUAAUAGUUGUUGUAUAUCUUAGCAUUUAUCAUAGGGGAAACUCUUGCGUAAAUCUCUAGUUUGAAACUUUGAUGUAAACCUUGUUUUU